AUGAUCCGGCGGUCCCAAAAACCUCCUCUGGAACCACCUUCGGGGGCCAGGGAUAUAAGGACACUGCUUCAGAAACGACCACCAACUAAAAUGGCGGGAAUGGCUGAACGCACUCCCACAGAGGUACAAACAGACCACAGGCUGCUUGACUCACCUCCAGAGCAGGCACACAAACCACCACAGGGGACCCAGAUGGGUCAGCACCGGUUACACAGCAGGAUUUCCGAAACCUGGUCAUGGACAUCAAAAACCUGCUGACGUGGAAAUCAUUAAGACAAGGUGAAGGCCAUGGAUGAAGAUAUUAGUAGACAUAAAGCAAGGUGUGUCAUACCUACAGGACUCUGUAAUGAAUAUACAAGCCCAACAACAAACGCUUGCACCAGGUUCCUGGUAGUUACACUAAUUGGAACUGUACACAAAAUCUCCUCUCUUGCCACAGCACCUGCCUUCCUUAAAUCUUUGGGCUUUCCUAUCUCCCAGCGGGCAACCGACCUCCAGCCCAACACAUGUACCGGGGAACCCGGGCCGGCGACCCCAUCAACAUCUUCAGAUCAUCUGAAGAUGAUCAGCACUGA
Pelobates cultripes (western spadefoot toad) is the source of this 575-nucleotide messenger RNA. NCBI's taxonomy places the organism in Eukaryota, Metazoa, Chordata, Amphibia, Anura, Pelobatidae. The record is from the annotation of a GenBank genome assembly.